AAUUCUGGCAGGGAGAUAGAGUUAGUGUGUUUUAAUAUAUAAAGUGCAGAAAUUGGGUGCCUUUCAGAACUACAACUGUUUUAGAAGAAAUAACUGAAAUUAAAAUCCAUUGUGGAAUGUGGAUUGUCUGCAUCAUCUGCUUUUUCCGGGAAAAUAAGUGAAUGUAUCCAUAUCAAGCACCUGUUAAUAUCAUAUCAUAAAAGAGUUGCAACUGCAUUCAUUAACUAAUUUGUUUACUAAUUCUUAAAACAUUCGAGUUAAAAUGGCAACAAUAUGCUUUCCCCCCUCUGAUACAAAGUAUCUGUUGCUGAAUUUUUAAAGUCGGCAAAGACUGGUUCUUUGAUAAUACAGUAGCUGUAAUCUGAGUUGCGAGGCGGGAGCAUUUAUUUUGAGAACCGCCUGUCGUGUUUUUCCGUCAGGUUUUCCCGUUUUAUUUUUGAGCCGGCUUUAGCGAAGGCGACAUCACAGGCCACAAGUCCUUCUUCGAGCUGGACCUGUUGCCCAUAGCAACAAUCUCGCCCUUUCCGUUUUCGGUGCUCGAUUGCGAGGCCUGGCGUCUUUCUCAACCCCAUUCUGCGUUUCUCUGGCAGCGGCGGAAAAAGAGGCCGCCGCCGCCGCGUCCAAUCGUUCUCUCGGCCGUGGACUAGCUGGGCCUGCUCCGGGCUCGAGGGUUGUGUGUGUGUUUUUUUUUUUAAUCCGAGGCAAGAUGGCGGCGACGGCGGCCGGGGCCGCCCCACUGGGCAAGGGGCUGGACAUCAGCCUGGCGGCUCUGCAGCGGCACGACCCCUAUAUCAGCAGCAUCGUAGACGUAGCUAGCCAGGUGGCGCUCUACACUUUUGGGCACCGCGCCAACGAGUGGGAGAAGACUGAUGUGGAAGGAACAUUAUUUGUUUACACAAGUUCCAUUGUCACCAGAUGUGGAUGUUCAGUUCACAUAACAGAAAUAAAAGAUGCCCAAUUUGAUGAUAACAUGAUACAUGUUUUAGAAAAGAUACUGCAGAUUGAUGAUCCUUGGUGUCUCUUACCAUCGCUUUUCCCAGUGAUAAGUAAUGAAAACUGUAUAAAGGAAAAGGUUCUGUGUAGACCAAACCAAAUGCAAGUGGAAAUUGCCAGCAAAGAAGCUUUAAAAAUCAAUAUUUCUGAAAACCACGAAGUCUUUGAAAUUUAUCAGAUCUUCUGGAUUAACAACUAUAUUAGAUCAGCUUCACCAAAAUAUGGAUUUACCAUAAUGAAUAGACUGAGCAUGGAGAAUCGGACAGAACCCAUAACUAAAGAUCUGGAUUUCCAGUUGCAGGACCCUUUUCUGCUUUACAGAAAUGCCAGAUUGUCCAUUUAUGGGAUCUGGUUUUAUGAUAAAGAAGAAUGCCAAAGAAUUGCUGAGCUCAUGAAAAAUUUAACUCAGCAAGAGCAGCUGAAAGCACAGCACGGGGCUAGCAUAGGAAUUUCCCCGGUUAAUCUGAAUUCAGGUGACUGCAAAGAAGUGGAUAUACUACAGAUGCUCACCAGAGCCAAAGAUGAAUAUACCAAGUGUAAGACAUGCUCAGAACCAAAACAAAUAACCAGCUCUUCCGCUAUAUACAACAACCCCAACUUGAUUAAACCAAUCCCAGUGAAGCCUAGUGAGACUCCUCACCAAUGUACAUCUCAUCAAGCGCAGAAAGUAGACCUUGAACCACAGCACUUAUCCUUAAUGACCCUCUUUGGAAAGCAGGACAAAUCCAGCAUAUACCAGGAUCCCGCAGAACAGUCACAGAAACUUCGCCAAGAAAACUUCCCAUUGAAGCAAGGGGUUGUGCGCUCUUUGUCUUACGAGGACCCUGGGAGACAUUCCCCUACAGCAGAGAAGCAGCUUUGCCCAGCCAUUCAAAAGCUGAUGGUGCGUGGAGCUGAGCUUCACCCAGUAGUUGAACUCCCUGAGAACCGAGUUUGUGAGAAUGGCAGCAAACCUACCAUGGAGGAAGUUUUCACAGGACUCUUCCAGCCAGUGGUUUCUCAGAACGUCCAGCCACCUCAUCCAUCCCAGGAUACAACUACCCCUCAGAGUCUACUCCGGCAACUACAAGGUCAGUCAGGACAGAUGGCUAAACUGGAGCCUAGCAACUUAGGACCAGCAAAUUCAGUUGCAUCAGUCUUUAGCCAGACUCCUGUUGUUUCCUCAGUGGCCCAGGUAAAGAGUGUAACUCAGCCACAUAUGAUGUAUUUCAAUGGCUCCCUCCCAGCCCAGACUUUAGGACCUCCAGCCCUUGGUAAAGAACAACCCAAACUUCCUGGACAGUCCAUCUCUCUCUCUGCGAACCAGUCUGUCAAUUCUGGAGUAAUUUCACCACAAGAGUUAUUAAAGAAACUUCAGAUAGUCCAACAGGAGCAGCAGUUGCAUGUGUCCAGUCGGCCAACCUUGGCAGCUAAGUUUCCGGUGGCUACUCAGAGCACCUCCAUGCUAAAACAUCUGGAUUCCUGGAUGGAUAAGGUUUCCAUCACAGAAAAGCAACCUCCUUUGUUUCAGGUUAUCUCACCACAGCGGAUUCCUGCUACUGUAGCUCCAUCACUGUUGAUGUCACCAAUGGUUUUUAGUCAGACUGCCCCAACCCCGCCUAAACCAAAUGAAAAUGGAUGGCUCCCAGUUGUGAAUCAAGAAGCUGCUUCAGUUUCAGCAAACCUUCUCCUACCUAUGCAGAACUCAGAACUACCAGCUGCAAACAGCAAUCCAUUGACCAAGAAGCAGCUACAGGAAACGUUACUCCAUCUGAUCCAGAAUGAUGAGAACUUCUUAAACAUCAUCUAUGAUGCUUAUCUUGUCAGCGUGAGGAAAGCAGCUCUGAAAAAGCCUAAUUGAAGUCUAAUUUUUAAAAUCAAAUGUAUGUGAUUUCCUGAGCUUGCCUUUUUCAAAUAAUUAGUCACAUGAAGUGAGGAAAACCUGCUGCCAAAUGUGUGUUGUGCUAAGAAAUUGGUGAGUAGGAACUGAGAGUGCCUUUUGUGGGACUGAGAUUUAGUCAUAAAUUAAAAAUACCUAAUGACGCUUUUCCGGUUUAGGAUCCAUAUCAGCUUGUAUAAAGAGUGAUACUUUGUGUCCUCAUCUUUUGGCGUGUUUCUUUUAAAACCCCUUGUUGGAAAAUGUUACCUGGUAGC
Pogona vitticeps (central bearded dragon) is the source of this 3126-nucleotide messenger RNA. The record is from RefSeq and is a predicted model, not a curated record. Lineage: Eukaryota; Metazoa; Chordata; Lepidosauria; Squamata; Agamidae.